Neodiprion fabricii is the source of this 1693-nucleotide messenger RNA. It is a transcript of the gene Snap29, whose product is annotated as synaptosomal-associated protein 29. Gene Ontology annotation, cellular component: plasma membrane; SNARE complex. Gene Ontology annotation, biological process: synaptic vesicle fusion to presynaptic active zone membrane; synaptic vesicle priming; exocytosis. NCBI's taxonomy places the organism in Eukaryota, Metazoa, Arthropoda, Insecta, Hymenoptera, Diprionidae. The coding region runs from base 146 to 952 and encodes 268 amino acids. The record is from RefSeq and is a predicted model, not a curated record. Gene Ontology annotation, molecular function: SNAP receptor activity; syntaxin binding. The transcript is spliced from 2 exons.
CCACGCAUUGUGACAGUCAGUGACAGCAUUUGUAUCGCUAGGUGUAUUUGAGGUUAUCCGUGAUAGACUAAUCGCUGUCAGUAAGUUGUUGAAUAGAGAGCUGCUGGGCAGUGGCCUUGGUGAGUUAAAAGUAGACAACACUCAAAUGGCUGGUCAAAAUUAUUUGAGUGAUUCGAAAAAUCCUUUCUUCGCACUGGAAGAUGACGUGGACGAUGAAACGUUUUUACGAAGUGCUCCACCGAGAUCGCAACCGUCUUCAAGUUUUGCGACGUACAAUAGUUACACCAAUUACAAUAAUGAUCUUGAACAACAAAGGGAUCAGUUGAUGGAACGCAAAAAUGCCAUUGAACAACGAACUCUCCAAUCAUCCAAAAGAUCUAUAUCUCUUUUGAGGGAUUCAGAACAAAUCGGGGCUGCUACAGCAGAGGAACUGAUGAGACAACGGGAACAGCUGGAAAAAACGGAGAAACGAUUAGACGAUAUCAACAGUACGUUGCGUUUCAGUCAGAAACACAUCCAAGGAAUAAAAAGUGUUUUCGGUAGCCUUAAAAAUUAUCUUAGUGGAAAGUCGAUUGACGGUCCCCCUCCUUCUAGCAAUACUUUGAAACUUUCUGAGUCUGCCAGCCCUAGGUCAUUAUCGCCGUCACCGUUAUCUGAACCUCUGGAUCGCGUGCAGACCAAUCUUUCCAAUAAUCAUCCAGCUUUGCGCAUUCGAGGACUUUUAGAUGAAGAAGAACUGCCUCGUCCCAGCGACAAUGUCAGUGCUAUUUUAGAAAAGAAUCUAGAUGAAAUGAGCGGUUCGUUAGCAAGAUUAAAGGGCUUGGCUGUUGGAUUAACGGAAGAAAUUGAUUCUCAGAAUGAUUUGAUUGAUAGUGUUAUGGAUAAAACGGAAAAGGCAGAUAUUACAAUUGAUAGGCAGAAUAAAGACAUUACACGUUUGCUGAAAAAGUAAAUCAGCGGUGUGCAAUAAACAAUCGUAACUUCUUAAUUGAUUCAACAGUCCAAAUCGUGUGGAUCGUUUAGUUGAUGUUUUUUAUUAGGUCUCUGGAAUGAAAACAGAGCCUUUAUCUCGCUAUUGCGGAAAUUCUAUCAUUUAUUGCAAUGAAACACUUAAUCACUGUGGAUUGCUGAAACUGGAUCCAGAUAAUCUCGAGUAGCAAUGUGGUGGUUUUGAGGUAGUCGUAAUAUUAUGAUAAUAGUAGAUUAUUGUAUAACACAUUCAUAACGAAAUAUUAUGUAUUAUUAUAUAUUACAAACCAAAUACUUGCAUAGUGAAUUUUAUAACGAACAAGCAUUAAUACACCCCCUUUUUACAGAAGUCACUGAAAUUAAAGUAUAUGUUCCAUCUCUGAUUUCUAAUAAACGUUACACUUCGGGUACGUGAUCGUAUAUGUAAACAGAACCAGAGUAAAUUCGAGCUUUUUAAAACUCAUAGAUGUAGAUUGGUGUAAAUGUAAUUUUAUACGGGGCGUUCCGAAUAACUUUGUUGGUUAUUCGAGAUGAUUUCAGAUGUUGUUGUCUUUGUUGCUGUUAGCAAGAGUAAAAGUAGGGGUAAAACCAUUUCCUGGAUAUACCCGAAUGGUGGUGAAUUUCCUGCGUAUAUAAUAUUUUUACGGCAAUGCUUCCGAGGAAUACCAUCUCAGUUUUAUGAAUAUUUUCCAUCAAAUGAUCAAAUAUCCUGACGGGCUAUAAG